AUGUCAGCUUACCGUUGUUUCCAUUUCGCCCGGCCAGGUCAGAAUGUAUCAGCUCGAGUUGUGCCUGUGAGGCUGCGUGAUCGCCUUGGAAGCGCCCGCUCUCCGGUUCGAUUCCCGGCGGGCACCCUCGAUACCCUACACAACGACCUGCCCUGGAACAUCCGCAAGUUCGUGCACAACCAGCUGCGUGAGUUCAACUUCGCGGCCGACCUGCGCGCCGUGGUGCCCUGGUCCAAGAGCCCCUGGUCGCACACCGACCUGCAGCGCAUGCGCCGCGGCAUGGUGGGCGGACAGCAUGCGACGCCUAGCGCCCAAAGCCUAGCGCCAGCCCCGCCGACCAACGGAUCUGCGUCGCCGCUGUUGCAGUUCUGGGCCGCCUACGUCCCCUGCGAGUCGCAGCACCUCAACGCCGUGCAGCUCACCUUGGAGCAGAUCGACCUCAUCAAGCGACUCAUCGACAAGUACCAGGACGAGCUGCAGUUCGCCACUUCGGCCGCAGAGAUGGAAGUUGAAAACAUGGGCUGGACCUGCCUCAUUCCAACAGACGCUCCUUCUGCUAGCAGAGAUAUCUCGACGCCAGCUUCUCAUCUGAUAAGAAAGUCGCUCGCUAAAGUGGUUGCUGAUGCGGAAUUUGAUAAAUGCAAUUAA
Messenger RNA from Gryllus bimaculatus (two-spotted cricket), 648 nucleotides. The record is from the annotation of a GenBank genome assembly. Lineage: Eukaryota; Metazoa; Arthropoda; Insecta; Orthoptera; Gryllidae.